This is a messenger RNA of Astyanax mexicanus (Mexican tetra), 2598 nucleotides long. It is a transcript of the gene dhx40, whose product is annotated as DEAH (Asp-Glu-Ala-His) box polypeptide 40. The transcript is spliced from 16 exons. Lineage: Eukaryota; Metazoa; Chordata; Actinopteri; Characiformes; Acestrorhamphidae. Bases 237 to 2438 code for a protein of 733 amino acids. Gene Ontology annotation, cellular component: intracellular anatomical structure. Gene Ontology annotation, molecular function: ATP binding; RNA binding. The record is from RefSeq and is a predicted model, not a curated record.
AGAGAUUUUCUGAUGUGAGCCGUGAGCUCACACUUGAGACUGUUUUAGUAAUGUUACAGUGAGCUAUAAUUUAGAACAUGAUAGUUUCAUAUUUGUCAAAUUAGCCACAAUAAACCUGCUGUAAAUCUCCCUUCACCACUCUCCAGUGUCUGUUAGUUAGCUUAGCUAAAUAGCUAGGGUUAGCUAGCUUGUUUUUAGCAUGUUGCUUACAGCAGAAAGCUAAACGGUAGUCAGUCAUGUCUAAAACAGGGACUGGUGGUGAUGGUGAGUCCACACUGCUGCCCAUUUAUCCUUACAGAAAGAAACUCAUCCAGGCCGUGAAGGAAAACCAGUUUCUGGUGGUUACAGGAGAAACGGGCAGUGGGAAAACCACACAGCUCCCCCAGUACCUGUAUCAAGCAGGUUUUUGCAGAGAUGGCAAAAUCGGCGUUACUCAACCCAGGAGGGUCGCAGCCAUUACUGUGGCUCAGAGGGUCUCUCAGGAGAUGGGAGUCACGCUAGGACUGGAAGUUGGCUACCAAGUGCGCUUUGACGACUGCACCUCAAAGGACACUUUGAUUAGAUAUGUGACAGACGGCUGUAUGCUGAGGGAAAUCCUUGCAGACCCAAGUUUAACACAGUAUAGCAUUGUGAUCCUGGAUGAAGUCCAUGAGAGGAGCCUAAACACGGAUAUUUUGCUCGGGUUGCUGAAAAAGACACCAUCUCGAGGCUCCCACGGACGCACCGUUCCCUUAAAAGUGGUUGUGAUGUCUGCUACUCUAGAAGCAGACAAGCUCAGUUCCUUUUUUGGGCAAUGUCCUGUAUUUACGAUUCCUGGAAGAACCUAUCCGGUAAAGGAGCUGUUCUGCGGAUACAUUGGGCCAAAGGACAAAGAGAGUUCAGCCUAUGUGAAGGAGGUGGUGAAGGUUGCUUUAGAUGUCCAUACAAAUGAAGCUUCUGGAGACAUCCUUGUCUUUCUGACUGGUCAGAAUGAAAUUGAGAAAGCCUGUGACAUGCUGUUUGAAAAGGCUGAGUCCAUAGACUACCGCUAUGACAUGCACGACCGAUCGGUGGAAGGUCUUCUCGUUCUGCCGCUCUAUGGAUCCAUGCCGACAGAUCAGCAAAAACAGAUAUUUCAACCUUCUCCUGCUGGCGUGAGGAAGUGUGUGGUCGCAACUAACAUAGCAGCAACAUCUCUUACAAUUAAUGGAAUCAAAUACAUUGUUGACAGUGGAUUUGUCAAACAGUUGAACCACAACUCAAGAGUUGGUUUGGACAUUCUUGAAGUGGUGCCCAUAUCAAAGAGUGAAGCCCAGCAGAGAGCAGGCAGAGCAGGACGAACAUCAGCAGGGAAAUGCUUCAGGAUCUAUAACAAGGAGUUCUGGGAGAGAUGCAUGCCCGAGUACACUGUUCCUGAGAUACAGCGAACUAGUCUCACUUCUGUUAUUCUCACACUCAAAUGCCUUGGAGUCCAUGAUGUCAUCAGGUUUCCUUACCUGGAUCACCCAGAGGAGAGGUUUAUCUUGACUGCACUGAAGCAGCUCUAUCAGUAUGAUGCAAUUGACAGGAAAGGUAAUGUAACCAGGCUGGGACGGCUGAUGGUAGAGUUUCCUCUUCCUCCUGGGCUCACUCGUGCGCUGCUUAAAUCAGCUGCUCUUGGGUGUGAGGAGUUGAUGCUCCCAGUGGCGGCCAUGCUCUCAGUGGAAAACAUCUUCAUCCGACCAGGACAUGCUGAAAAACAAAAGGAAGCAGAGGUGGUUCAUAGAGAUCUAGCUGAUUCUGCAGGCAGCUUUAAUGAUUUCCUCAUUCUUCUCCGUAUCUUUGAAAAGUGCAAAGCAAGUGAGAAUCCAUCAGCAUGGUGUAAGGAUCACUGGAUUCACUGGCGUGCAUUGAAAUCAGCCUUUAGUGUGGAGACUCAACUCAGGGAGAUACUUCUCCGUUUAAAACAGAGGGACUUUGCACAGGAGACCUUUGAGGGCACCAGCAGUGAAAUUCUAAGGCAUUGUCUCUGUCUGGGUUAUUUCACUAAUGUGGCGAGGAGGUCUGUUGGGAAGGCAUUUUGUACCAUGGAUGGACAUGGAUCCACCGUUCAAAUUCACCCAUCUUCAUCUCUUUUUGGGCAGGAGGCACAGCUCGACUGGAUCAUUUUUCAUGACAUCUUGGUCACCUCCCGGGUUUAUGUGAAAACGGUGUGCCCCAUUCGAUAUGACUGGGUGAAGGACCUGCUUCCAAAGCUGCAUGAGAUAGAUGUCUAUGAGCUGAGCAGUGUUGCCAGGGAGGAAGUGACUGAUGAGGAGAUGGCACAAUGGGAAAAGAAAAAUGCAGCAAAAAGACAAACAGAAAACAGCGAAGACACAACAAAAAAGCUUGAGAAGAGAAACGAUGAAAGCUCCAUCACUGAAGCUCGGGCUCGAUAUUUACAGCGAAAGCAGAACCGACUCCAGGGAAAAGACUCAUGAAAGAAGACUGCCAAGUGUUCAUUAUGUAAUAUAAGUCAAUUUUUUUAAUUUGACUGCAAUUUUAUUAUAUAUUUUCUACUCAUUAAAGAUAACUGUGACGUUUGUAUUAAAAAGCUGUAUUAGGAUUUUGCAAUAAAUAUUUUAUUGUAUUAAAGUGAAA